Molecule: messenger RNA, 3022 nt
Organism: Camponotus floridanus (Florida carpenter ant)
Lineage: Eukaryota; Metazoa; Arthropoda; Insecta; Hymenoptera; Formicidae
Gene: cutlet
Product: chromosome transmission fidelity protein 18 homolog
Exons: 12
Coding region: 127-2988 (953 amino acids)
Molecular function (GO): ATP hydrolysis activity; ATP binding
Source: RefSeq, a predicted model, not a curated record
GCACGUGUCUGUCAUAUGCAACGUAAUAAAAGGCGGGAAGAGACAUAAAAAUUUUUUUAUUAUGAAAGUGUCAAUCAUUUAAAUAUUUUUUAUAUUGUGAUCGACUCUGACUAUUAAAUUCCCGAUAUGGCUGAUGAAUUCCCAGAUCAGGACGAUGAAUACGAUUUGAUCUGUCAAGCGGAUUAUGAAGCUCUGAGAGAAUUAGAGGAACUUGAGGCAUUGACACAACCUGGUCCUAGUGGAUGUCAGCAAACAGCAAAGAGAAACAAAGAUCAAGCAAAGCCUUCCAUUUCUGUUAAUUUUGAUAAAGUUAUUGAUAAUGAAGCAUUUAGCAGUAAUAAAAAACGCAAUUAUGAAGAUUUAUAUCAUAAUAGUAUACUUGGCAGUAGUAAAAAACGCAAUUAUGAAGAAUUGUCUGGCGACAUCUCUGAUCUCUCAGGAACAAGUAUUUCAGCUGAUACAAGCAGGAACAAAAAUCAAACAAAAACCUCCACUUCUGUUAAUUUUGAUAAAGUUGACAAUGAUGCAUCUAGCAGUAAUAAAAAACAUAAUUAUGAUUUAUAUCAUAAUAGUAUAUCUGGCAGUAGUAAAAAACGCAGUUAUGAAGAAUUGUUUGGUGACAUUUCUGAUCUCUUAGAAACAAAUGUUUCAGCUGAUGUUGAUUUUGUCGAAGAACCAAAAGAAAAGAAACUUCGUUGGGAUCAGCCUGAAGAUGUCAUUCAAAAAAUAUUGGAUGCAAGACAAUUAUUACAUGAACACGAUGGAGAUGCAGUGAAGAAAACAAAAUGUGAUGAGAACAAGAAAAAUUCCAUUUCUACACGAGUUCCAUCAUGGAAUUUUGUAGCAGUCACAAGAUUAUAUGAUUCCCAGCGUUUAUACAUUAGAGUUAGAAGUAGGCAAAACGACAUCAAACAAACAAAAAGGCCAAUUACUAAUUUAUUGUCGAUAUCUUACAACCAAUUAAAAGCUCAAGCGCAGAAAAUUAUGUCGACAAAAAACGAGUUAUCAAUACAGCCACUAUCGAAUUUAUGUGACACUAAUAAUGACAACACAAUUAAUGACGAACUUUGGGUGGAUAAGUAUCGCCCUCGAUCGUAUUUAGAAUUACUUUCGGAUGAAACGGUUAAUAGACAGCUCUUAUAUUGGUUGAAGCUUUGGGAUAAAAUAGUAUUUAAUCGAAAUAUUAUAAAACCAAAGAAACAACUUUCUGUGUUUGGAAAGAAAAAGGAUAUUGACGAAAAAACAGAUAUCGAGGAAGUGGACAAUAGAGGAUACCCAAUAAAAAGAAUAGCUUUACUUAGCGGACCACCUGGAUUAGGAAAAACGACUCUAGCGCAUAUAGCAGCCAGACAUGCUGGUUAUAAUAUCGUAGAAAUCAAUGCGAGUGAUGAAAGAAGUCCAGAUACAUUUAGACAGAUCCUUCUUGCAUCAACAGAAAUGAAAGCUGUAAUAGGCGCGGAUCCCCGACCAAAUUGUUUAAUUUUUGAUGAAAUUGAUGGUGCACCAGCUGCAUCCAUUGAACUUCUCUUAAAAUUCAUUCAAGGUAAACUAAUAUCAAAAAAUAAAAAGAGCAAGGGGCAAUCGGAGAAAACGUCCGAUGGUUGCAUACGACCUGUAGUAUGCAUUUGUAAUGAACCAUAUGCACCAACAUUAAGGGCGUUAAGAGCUGCUGCUAUAAUAAUUCCGGUACCGGAAGUAAGUCCUUUAAGAUUAGCAGAACGUUUAAUGGAGAUAGCAAAAAAAGAAAAGUUAAAUGUAGACUUUGGCGAUCUUGUAAAAAUAGCAGAAAGAUCUGGUUGUGAUGUUCGAGCUUGUGUAGGAGCAUUACAAUAUAUGGGUGGCGCUAAUUUAAAAGAUAAUAUAUCUCUAGGCCUGAAAGAUACUCGUAAAAAUUUAUUUGAUUCGUGGAAAAGUAUAUUAACAAUUCCUAUGAACAAAAGAGGAGUGAUUACUAUACCUGAAAGAAUCCAGAAUAUAUUAAAGACAGUUCAAAAUGGUGAAUCGGAAAAAUUGGCACAAGGAAUUUUUCACAAUUAUCCUGAAAUUUGUGAUAGGAAACUUGAUAACGUAUCCGUAUCUCUAGAAUGGUUUCAAUUUUACGAUUUAAUAACAUCGCUUGUCACACACAAGCAAGUUUGGUCACUUAUGCCUUACACGAAUUACGGAUUUGUUGCAUGGCAUUUGCAUCUUGCGCGAACGCAGAAAGUAAAAUUAUCCUAUCCUACUAUCAUUAGCGAAGUAAUUCAGAAAUCGGCGAAAAACAUAGGUAUUUUAACGGCGGUACGAAGAGCAUGCGGACGCGAUGCUUUUACUCUAGUUACAGACAUUGCUGGUUUUUUACCAGCUCUCCUAGCACCCAAAUUACGUAUAGUGCCUUCUCAUUUAUAUUCGUCGAAGGAAAAAGCUGAUCUCGUUAGAAUAAUAAACGUAAUGCUUGAUUUUGGCUUAUCAUUCGUGCAAGAAAAGAAUCCUCAAGGAGGCUACAUCUAUAAUUUAGAUCCUAACAUUUUGGAAGUCGGUGUCCUGCCCAAUUGCAACCCGCAUCGAUAUCUAGCGUAUGCAGUACAGCAAAUAAUUGCGCAAGAAUUGGAAGUAGAGCGUUUAAAGCGGGCGAGUAUCUUGACAGGAAUCAGUGGAGUUAGCUUGUUAGAAAAUACGACAAAUUCAGGGGAAUCUGAAAAUACAAAAAAUAAUAAAGAUAAUACAAAAAAUACAAAAAAUAAUAAGGAUAACUCUUCUAAUUCACUGAAUAGCACAAAAUCAGGAAAAAAUGCGACGUCGUUAAAGGAAGUAGUAUAUAAAGAUUUUUUCGGGAAUAUUAUUACGAAUAAGAACGAAAAUAAAAUGACGAAUCGUAUUUCUCCAAAAUCGCAAAAAGGAUAUUCCCUAAUGCAAAAUAUUUUAACAAAACACGGAAUAUGGUACAAAUAUAAAGAAGGCUGCAAUAAUGCUGUUCGUCGAAGUGUAUUCAUGGAAAAACUCUUGUAAAUAGAAAUAUUUUCCUGCAGCUUUUGCUAUAAUU